UCUCUAGCUCGGGGCCUGGCCAAUGGAGACGCAGGCUUGUUUGUGCAGCUUUCGGUGCGAAAAUAAAAGCAGGAAUCGGCGUUGAAAAGAUAAAUGUUAAUGCAAAGAAACGAAAGAUUGAGUCAAGUCUACAAUCUACAAUAUAUAGAUGUUAUUUGUUGUUUUGAGAAUAACAACAAUAGACUUUAAUACAAAGAGUCCAGUCAGUGGAGAGGCAGGCGACCUUGUUCUUGGUUCCAGACACUCAGGCCACCAGCCCUCCUUCGUUCUACGAGCCUCGUUGUGCCCCUCGUCUCCUCGUGAAGAUGGCACCCUCCCUGGCCACAGCCUUCUCCAGGCGCUGGUGGAUGGCUGUGACAGCGGUCAUAGAGAACCUGCUGUUCUCUGCUGUGCUGCUGGGCUGGGGCUCCCUGCUCAUCAUGCUCAAGUCUGAAGGCUUCUACUCCUACCUCUGCAGAGAACCUGGUAACAGCACCAGUCAGAACCAGUCUGAGCCAGUCCAGGUUGGGGAUGCGGAGGGGAUCACCCAGAGCCCCGUGGCGGAGGAGGAGUACCUCCAGAUGAACGGCUGGCCCAUCUGUAAGGACCAGGAUGAGAUGCUGAACUUGGCCUUCACUGUGGGCUCCUUCCUCCUCAGUGCCAUCACCUUGCCCCUGGGUAUUGUCAUGGACAAGUAUGGCCCACGCAAGCUCCGGCUGCUCGGCAGUACCUGCUUUGCUUUCUCCUGUAUCCUGAUCGCUUAUGGAUCGAGCGACCCCAAGAAUCUGUCCAUCCUCAUAUUCUUUGCUCUGGCACUGAACGGGUUCGGAGGAAUGUGCAUGACCUUUACUUCCCUCACGCUUCCCAAUAUGUUUGGUGAUCUUCGUUCCACCUUCAUCGCUCUCAUGAUUGGAUCGUAUGCAUCCUCCGCUGUCACCUUCCCUGGGAUCAAGGUCAUCUAUGACCUAGGAGCCACCUUCAUCACCAUCCUGCUGGUGUGGGCUGCCUGCGCUGGCCUCGUCUUCAUCAACUGCUUCUUCAACUGGCCCCUGGAGCCCUUUCCUGGACCUGAGGAUAUGGACUACACUGUGAAGAUCAAGUUCAGCUGGCUGGGCUUUGACCAUAAGAUCACUGGAAAGCAGUUCUACCGCCAGGUGACCACGGUGGGGAGACGACUCAGCGUGGGGAACAGCAUGAAGCAAAACCCCAAGGAGCUGGCCCAACAGGAGGGCAACAAGCUGUGUCUCUCCACCGUUGACCUGGAGGUCCAAUGCAAGUCUCAGGAGGAAUCCCAGUCCUUCAUGAAGAGUAUCCUGAGUCCUAUUUUCAUGCUCAGCCUGAUCACCAUGUGUGUCACCCAGCUGAGACUUAUCUUCUACAUGGGAGCCAUGAACAACAUCCUCGAGUCGCUGUCCGACAGAGACUUGAACACAGUGAGUGUGUACACCUCCAUUUUCGGAGUGCUGCAGCUGCUCUGUCUGAUGACCGCCCCAGUGAUCGGGUACAUCAUGGACUGGAAACUCAAAGAGUGUGAGGAUGAGAACGCGAAGCCGGGUAAAAGAGAUCUUACCCAGCCCAAGCGUCGUGACAGACAGAUCCAGAAAAUCACCAACGCCACACGGGCCUUCAUCUUCACCAACCUGCUACUGAUGGGCUUCGGGGUCACCUGCCUCGUCCCCAGCCUCCCUCUCCAGAUUCUAUCGUUUAUUCUGCACACCAUUGUGAGAGGAUUCAUCCACUCUGCAGUUGGAGGGCUCUAUGCUGCUGUGUACCCGUCGUCUCAGUUUGGCAGUCUGACAGGCAUGCAGUCCCUCAUCAGCGCCCUGUUUGCCCUGCUGCAGCAGCCCCUCUUCAUGGCCAUGAUGGGCCCCCUGAAGGGAGACCCCCUAUGGGUCAACGUGGGCCUGCUGGGGCUGACGGUGCUGGGCUUCUGCCUGCCUCUCUACCUGCUCUGCUACAGCCGCCAGCUCCAACGCCAGAAGCAAGAGCGCGAGGAGGACCCCAAGAUCUACGUCCAGAUCAACAACGGCAGCACGCCCGAGGCCUUCAUCUAGAGAGACAGACUGACGGACGGAGAUUUGUUUCAACAACGAGAAGGAGGAACGGAGAGUGUGAGGAGGGGAGAGGUCCCAGGUGUGACUGAACUGUAUGAUGAAAUCGCAACCUCACCCACCAACUCUGGUCCCUCUACCGUCUGCACUUGCACUCAGACGAUACACUCUCUCUCUCUCUCUCUCGCACACACACACACACACACACACACACACACACACACACACACAACUCCCUUACAUUCCCCCUCACACACAGACACAGACAUACAUACAAACACAUACAUACAAGUGCUCGACACACACACACACACCACGCCCACUGCCAAACACACUCUGUCAAACCUACAGUAUAUGUUCACCAAUCUCAGAGAACUACUAUGAUAAACGCACACACUUUUACACUCCCCAGAACACCAUUGACUACAUACACUGUGAAAGACACGCAACAACACACACGUUGUGAAACCUCUUCAACACACACACGCGCGGUUCCUUUUCCAGGGACACACCACCAAAUGGACAGUGUUCAUCUUCUCACCACUGAAAUGAGAAAGGACAACCGCGGGUCUGUGAACUGAGGAGAAAGGAGAGAAGAAGAGGGAGGAGGAUCUCCACGACUUUCUCCUCCCUUCCAGUCUCCUCUUUGUUUCAGUGCUCUAUCAUUUUUUUUCAUUUCAUUUUUUUGUCAAUGAUGCCAUGCUCACUCCUGCCUGUCAGUGCAAAAAGAGGACACUGAUUCUUCGGUCACCCUGCGAAAAGAACUAGAGAGGAAGCAAGCGUUCAGCGCCAUGUCAAAGACCUCCAGAUGACGUCCUCCUCCUGGCAAUUACAAUACCCAGGCCACCAGUGUUUUUACAUGUGUUUUCAAUGAUGCCAGUAACGACGACGAGUAUCGCCUCACUUUCUAAUUCUGAUCCAAGUUAGUCUCGCACCGUCUCGUGCUGCACUUGGGGUCUUCUACUUCACGCCCUGAAAACUGGUUUAAUGAUUAGGACGUUAUUGAAACGUUAUCGAAACGUUUAUUGGCGAUAGGCCUGUAUUGUUCUCUGUGGUUGUUACAUGUCAAUGCCUCUCUGUUGUCACAAGUAGUUUGGACUGGAGGUAGGAGUGAAACAGGCGGUAUAGAAGCUCCAGUACUCCAAAUGGUGCUAAGAGUUCAUCCUGCCAUAACGUUCCCAUUUAGUUCUGUAACGUUCCCAUAACGUUCUGCAGUGUUGGGGAUAGUCAUCAUUGUAAAUGAAUUGGUAAGAAUGGAACCUCAUGCAACUUUUAGAAGCUAGUCGAUGUAACCUUCUCAUCUAGCGAGUGUUCCUUCCAGUGUCUCAAAGACCAAACCUUGUGACUCUUUUGUUGUUGAGGAUAACAGAGGCGUGGAGUGAUAAAGCCACAGAGAAGCUGUCGUUUUAAGACUGUUCAAACAGCUCUAGGAGACUAGAAAGCGAAGGCAUGUUUUUUGUAACACUCAGCACUCUAGGUAAAAGCCCGAGGCAAUAGCUUUGCUUUGAGUCAAUUUGAGCUGAGAGCAAGUGAUUCGGCCAAUGGGUUUCCAGUGAGCAGUGUGCAGGCCAGCGUUUUACUUCUAGGGAAUACUAUGUGACUGUGCAAAGUGGCUGUGCUUCAAACAAAAGCAUGGCACAGGUUGAAACAAGCCUCUUACCGGUAAUAAUGUGCCACAACAACAUAAGGUACAGCACAGCUGUAGAAAAAAAGGGUUCCUAAAGGGUUCUUCGGCAGUCCCCAUAAGAGAACCGUUUUUGGUUCCAGGUAGAACCCUUUGACAUCCGAGUAACUGUUUUAGGGUCUAGAUAACAAGUUUUUUCCCCCCUAAGAGUGUAGGCUAGGUUAUCAAGCACCAAUGCAUGGUCCUACAUCACUCUCACUGGGUACACUGACAGGACCACUGACUGGUCUUGUCUUGGCAGUCCGUUUUGUCGUGCAAAAUGAAUUUCUUAUUGACCUGGUGUGUUUUCUUUUUAUUUGUGAUGACCAGAUGUUGUUUUUGUCAGGAGACCUGGUUUUUAAAAAGUAAUAGUUUUAUCAACUGUGUUUUACCUGCAAAAUGAUACUGACAUGCUGUUCAACCUUUUGUUCUGUUUCAAGACAAAUGUGAUUUAGUACAAAUGGUUUUACGAUAAAUGGUUUAAGAUAGGAGAUGUGUAGCUUAAGGUGAACUGUGGUUGCUAUGGGCCUAUUUCUGCCACUGUUCUACAGUACCUGAAUUACAUUCUGAUUCGCUGUAGCAAUAAGUACUUAUGUGAGUUGCUGAGCAAUCCUCUACUCAUCCCGGCAACACAUAACUCUGUGAACACCACUGUUGUCCAACCACACACAUACACACACACAAUGCAAGAAUGUGGAUUGAUAUAAUGUAAUGUUUAUUACAAAGGUGCUUCUCAAUGACAGGAACAUGGACUCAUUUUUCUUGAUGUACUGGUCAGGUAGUGGCCAUUCUGCAUCUAUCAAUGGUCUCACUUACAAAGCCUCACUUUGUAGCGACAAAUUACUUGAAUUAUCGAAUUCCAACUUCAACUUUGAUUCACUUUUCAAAUCAAAAAAAGGGAGACGGAGAGAUGCUUGAAUAUGAUAUCUGAUUCUAAAUCCACACUCUUGCAGCUGUUGUGAAUGUUGUGAUCUUGGGACCCAGGUGGGCGGGCAGGCAGGUCAUGAUAGGAGAUUAUGUUCUUGAAUGAUCUGUUGCGGGUAACAGACACCGGAGAGAGAGCGUGGCAACUUGAUUGAUGUAGCUCUACGUCCGCAGACGCAGCGUUUAGACUGGACGGGACACCUGCUUUUCCUCAGUCACUCACAGAAGCACUUCCAAAGACAGCCAUGUAACCAGCAGAUUGCCUCUAUGUUCAGAUGAUUUGAGAUGCGGAUACGAUACGGCAAGUCGGUGCACCGCCCUCUCUCAUCAUGACCCGUCACAUUGAUCCAUCCAUGUCCAAACCCCUAUCCUGAACUGUUGCACUGACACACCUGGUUCUCCACUGCAGUCUCACCCAAACACAAACCACCCACCCAAGAGAUCCUUCACAUACUGGCGAUGGAACUGAGAGACAAUGCUAGAAUCCCCAAAAGCUUCAGGAAUGAAAUACGUGAGAACUGAAUGGCACAUGUGCACCGUAGUCCUCGUAUCAGGAUUUCAAUGCUAUUUUUUCUGAAUGGCAUGCACUGAAAUAUAACAAUAAUAGAUAUAAUAGACAGUGCACCGCUUGCUGGUUCUGCAUGUUAGCAUAGAAUGUAUUCCCAGUAGUUUUUAAAAAAUUAAUAGAGUAAUGACAUCGGAACUGCAAGAAACUGUUAUUUUUGUUACUUACCGCAGGUGGUCUUAGUCUGUCCUCUUGUAUGCACCAUCCAGUAGGUCCCUGUCCCUCAAUAUAGAAUGGCUCCUUGCUACUGACUGCUGUUUGGGCCUGUCUGUUUGGGUUACUCGAUUUCAAGGAUCUACACACACACACACACUGAUAGAGAAACAGGUCUAGACAUCCUCACUUUGAACAUCACUCUACUUGUCGUUUACAUGAAUGUAUUUAGCGAAAAGAGAAAAAGCAUGUAUAGCCCUAUAGACUGGUUCUCGUGGCUUGAACAUGUGACUAGAGAUUGCAGGUGGAUUCUGAUAAUGAUGCUAUACUGUACUCCAGCACAGUGAACGUGGGGUUGGAAUGAUCUGCAUUCCCUCAGUAUGGGAGAAUCAGCACUAUUUACACUGCCAUACCUUAAAACGGUCAUUCUACUCAAAAUGCCAUCACCGUAGUUAUUUUCUAGAUGUGACAUACUUUUACUACUAUGCCCUUCCCUGGGAUGUAAAGUGUGAUUGGCUAUUCUCUGACGAUGAAAGACGAGCAGUGGUUUUUGGAUAGAGUGUUUUAAUGGUUUGUGUGUCACUUUUAGACAUUGAACGGGAGCUUCAGCUGAAACACCAAUGCUUUUCCCUGACUUGUACCUUGUUUUUUUUUCUCAAAUGUUUAUUUUGUUGUUUUACAUUCUCUUUUUUGGUGUUUGUUUCAAUAUUUCAUGUCUAUAUACUGUAUAUUGGAUCUCAGUUUUUGUUUUAUAUCACAUUAUAGCCAUUGUUAUUGACAUUUUGAGUCAUUUUCUAAAUGAGAAGAAAAACUAAUCUAUAUAUGAAAAACAUAAACAAUUUAAUUUGUAAAA
Molecule: messenger RNA, 6188 nt
Organism: Oncorhynchus mykiss (rainbow trout)
Lineage: Eukaryota; Metazoa; Chordata; Actinopteri; Salmoniformes; Salmonidae
Product: large neutral amino acids transporter small subunit 4
Biological process (GO): neutral amino acid transport; transmembrane transport
Molecular function (GO): neutral L-amino acid transmembrane transporter activity; L-amino acid transmembrane transporter activity
Source: RefSeq, a predicted model, not a curated record